Molecule: messenger RNA, 2616 nt
Organism: Penicillium roqueforti
Lineage: Eukaryota; Fungi; Ascomycota; Eurotiomycetes; Eurotiales; Aspergillaceae
Product: M protein repeat protein
Exons: 3
Coding region: 1-2616 (871 amino acids)
Cellular component (GO): Golgi apparatus; endoplasmic reticulum
Source: RefSeq, a predicted model, not a curated record
AUGGCACAGAACUCGCAGGCACAAAAGCCAAAAUGGGGAGUGGGUUCUUUUUUCCAGCAGGCAGUAGCCGGCGUCGAGUCUCGGCUGGAUCUCAUCUUGAUGGAUGAGGAGGGAAACCAGACCAACUCUACUGCAAAGCCCACUGAAAUUCAGGGCGGAGAUGCACCACUGACAAAGGCUCCUGCUUCUUCGGUAUCCCGCAGUUCAUCGACCGCGCGAAGAAAUGACCGGCUUCAGGAACGUCUAGCCCGAGCUAUGGUGAAACAGAAUGCCUCGAAUCUCUCUUCCCAUUCUCCUCAAAGCCGAGUCUCAUCACCGCCUGCUAGCCCAGUACCUAGCAAUGAACCUCGGUCAAGUAUGGACAUUGAUUCCAGCGUUGCAUCGGUGAAUAGUGCGGUGGAAGACUCCGAGAUCUCGCGACCAAAUGACGACAGCAUUGCAGAUAAAUUAGCCUCACCGAGGAUAAGCUACGACUCCGGAAUAUCACCGCGUGUUUCAACAGACAUCAGCGUCGCAGACUCCGCGCCCAGGAUCUCUGUAGAGGUGGCUCAAUCCUCAACCGACUCGGCCAAAGCCAGUCAAGAAAUUUCGGAUUUGCAACGCAAUUCGGUAUUGAGUGAUAUUGGUUUGGGUGAUAGUCCGCGGGUUAGCGUUGAAUCGCCCGAGGUACCAGAGGAGAAUGAAAACCCGGAUAUCGCUCGUCUGAAGGCUGAACAUAAGACUGCCGAGUCCCAAUGGCAGGAAGAAAUGCAUGGUUAUAUUGAACGUAUUGAUGCAUUACAGUCGAAAUUGAAAUACCUCGCUAAGGAUGCUGCGGAAUCGGCUAAAAAUGCAGCAGCAAAUGCUACCCCGGGGAGUGCGCAAAAACAACUCCUAGAGAAAGAUGAGAAGAUCGCAUUGCUUCUAGAGGAAGGGCAGAAGCUGUCUAAGUCGGAAAUGGACCACCGAACGGUAAUCAAGAAAUUGCGCCAGCAACUUACUGAAAACACCAAAUCUCAGAUUGAAAUGAAGAGAAAGACGGACAAGCUUGAGCGAGACUUAGUCAACUCCGAAGCAAGAGCCAAGCGGGCAGAGGCCGCAGAGAAGAGGGCAACCGAGUCUUUGUCAUCUCAGACCAAGUCGACUAAGGACUUAGAAGCUGUUACCAAUGAACGCAAUGCGCUCAGCCAGACUGUGCAAGAGAUGAAAUCGCAAUUGAGUCGGGCCGUUUCCCGUGCCGAAACCGCCGAGACAAAAGCGAAUUCUGACGCUCUAGAGCUGGAGAGGCAGCGGGCGACAGAACUAGACGAGGAGCUAUGCAAUUUGAAGAUCGAGCGCGACAUCACUGAAGAGAAAUCCAAGAGGGAAAUUACUGAGUUGAAGGAGAAGGUGGAGCAAGAGAAAGAGAGGGCCCGAAUGCUCGAGGCUGAAUUGAAAGGCGAACAGUCUGUCUUGGAAAGUAAGAUGGAAACUCUUCGCUCCCGCGCAGAGGAAGCUUCAUCGGGGGCAACUGGAGAGACCCAAGCCAAACUUCUCCGUCAGAUCGAGACCUUGCAAACACAAUAUGCUGCUGCAAGUGGAAAUUGGCAUACACUAGAAGGAUCUUUGCUAUCACGUCUGGCUAGCGUAGAGAAAGAACGCGAUGAUGCUGGGCGACGUGAGGCUGACCUUCGCAAGAAGAUUCGAGAGAUGAACCAGAAAUUAAAGAAGUUCGAAGAGGAACUAGAUAACGCCAAAGAAGCCGAGCACGAUUUGAGCAGCAAGCUCGAGGAACGCAUGGAAGAGCUGCAGAAGCUGCAACACAAACUCGAGAAAGCGACAGAGGCCCUCGCCUCAACGCAAAAGGACAUGGCCGAGCAGAAGAAAACAUGCGACUCAACUUGGGCGCAGAAGCUCGAGGAGGAGCGGGCCAAGUGGAGAGAGCAAGUGAAUUCCCCGUCGCAACUACGCGGAGUAUCACCUGUUGCAUCUUUACGGCGUUCGAGCACUCUCGACGCCGCCAUGACCCCAGGGCCAUCGGACUUCCGCCCUCCUAGCCGGCGCUCAUCUACUAUGGCUUUCACCUCACCGGAAAUUGGUACGCCGCCUCGCCAAAACUCCUACCCUGCUUCAAUCACCCAAGCCACGCUCUCUCCCCCACACAUCAACACCAAUCCGUCAUUCAUGGCAGCGCCCUCCAUCACCUUUGAGCCGGAGGAGUAUUUUGAAUCUGGCACUCCUGUCACUCCUUCGGCGUACGGCGGCACCCAUGCACCUCCAUCCCGCGGUAUCAACGACAUAAUUUCCGAGUCAACUGUCGGCGCGGGCCCUUCUGUGCAGCUGGUCGAGCGCAUGAGUGCCACGGUCCGCCGCCUAGAGAGCGAGCGCGCCGGCUCCAAGGACGAGCUGGCCCGCGUGACGACCCAGCGCGACGAGGCCCGGCAACAGGUUGUGGACCUUAUGCGUGAGCUCGAAGAGAAGCAGCUCUCGUAUUCCCGCGUGGAGGAGCUCGAAGCUGAACUUGAAGACCUUGAUCAGCGCUACCAGACCACUCUUGAGAUGCUGGGUGAGAAGAGCGAGCAGGUUGACGAACUUAACGCUGAUAUUGCCGAUCUCAAGAAGAUAUACCGCGAGCUAGUUGACAGUACUAUGAAAUGA